UAGAAAACCAAUCGGCUGAUCCCACUGACAUCACCAAAUGACUUUCGACCCAAACUGUCGGCGUUAAUUUAUCCCAUGGGGGAGAACCGUAUUCUACUACAUCGAUAUAUAUAUAUACACACACAAGCAGUCGCGAGUGGAAUUCACACAACAAUUAAGAGGACCGAAAGCAAAGAAAGGAGAAGAUGAUGAAGGCUCUCUCUCUUCUUUUGAGAAUGAUUUUUCCGCUAGCUCUUAUAGCCCUGGCUGGAUUGCUAUUUCAUGUUUACAACACUGUGUGGCUAAAGUCUGAAAGGAUCAGGAAGAAGCUGCGCGUACAAGGGAUCAAAGGGCCUUCACCUUCUUUUUUGUACGGGAGUCUGCCUGAGAUGCAGAAGAUCCAAUCCCAGGCGACGAAGUCGAAGCCCCCAAAUCAUGCUGAAAUUGUAGCCCACGACUACACUUCCACCCUCUUCCCAUAUUUUGAACAGUGGAGAAAAGAAUACGGUCUAGUAUAUACUUAUUCUACGGGGAUGAGGCAACACAUGUAUGUGAACCAGCCGGAGCUAGUAAAGGAAAUGAACCAGUGUACCACUUUGGACUUGGGCAAGCCUUCUUAUAUAACAAAGAGACUUGCACCAAUGCUCGGCAAUGGCAUUUUGAGGUCCAACGGCCUUAUUUGGGCACAACACAGGAAAAUUGUUGCACCUGAGUUCUUCAUGGACAAAGUGAAGGGCAUGGUGGGGUUAAUGCUCGAGUCAGCACAACCAUUGCUGACAAAAUGGGAAGAUUGCAUCGAAGCUCAAGGUGGUAUCACAGCAGACAUUCAAGUGGAUGAGGAUUUGAAGGGUGUCUCAGCAGACGUAAUCUCAAGGGCUUGUUUUGGGAGCUCUUAUUUCAAAGGCAAAGAAAUUUUCUUGAAGCUUAGAAGUCUUCAGAAAGCUAUUUCCCAGCAAGGCUUCCUUUUUGGGGUUACUAGUUUCGGCUUUCCUAGAAUGAGGAAGCAAAAGAAGAUCAGCAGUUUGGAGAGAGAGGUCGAGUCAUUGAUCUGGAAGGCAGUGAAAGAACGCGAACAACAAUGCUUAGAGACAUGUUCAUCCGAGAAGGAUUUAUUGCAGUUGAUACUGGAGGGGGCCAUCAAUGAUCAAAGUCUGGUGAAGGAUUCAUCCAAGCGUUUCAUAGUUGAUAAUUGCAAGAACAUAUACUUUGCCGGGCAUGAAACCACUGCUGUUGCGGCCUCCUGGUGUUUGAUGCUACUGGCCUUACAUCCAGAGUGGCAAGCUCGAAUAAGGAGGGAGGUCGCUCAAGUUUGCCCAAAUGGCCUGGCAGAUUUAAAUUCAGUCCUGCAGUUGAAGACGGUGACUAUUGUGAUUCAAGAAGUUUUGCGUCUAUAUCCACCAGCGGCCUUCGUUUCAAGAGAGGCACUUGAAGACACUCAACUUGGAAAUAUUGUUAUUCCCAAGGAUGUAUGCUUGUGGACUCUGAUCCCCACGCUGCACCGGGAUCACAAUAUUUGGGGGCCGGACGCGAAUGAGUUCAAACCAGAGAGAUUCAGCAACGGUGUCUCCAAGGCUUGCAAUUUUCCCCAAGCUUAUAUACCAUUUGGACUGGGUCCUCGCAUCUGCCUGGGCAAAAACUUUGCGAUAGUCCAAUUGAAGAUUGUGCUCUCUCUUAUUAUCUCCAAGUUUGCUUUCUCCCUAUCUCCCAGAUACCAACACUCUCCUGCUUACAGAAUGAUUGUAGAGCCUGGACACGGUGUACAUAUCCUCAUUAAAAGGAUUUGACUAGGGAUAAAAAGAGUCGAUGAUAUCUGCUAAACUCAUCAUCCGAGCUUAUAUUAUCAUCUCUUGCUUUUCUUCUUCCCUUCUAUCUAGUUUGAAUUCUUCACUAUGUAUGCUUGUUACACUACUUGAUCAGAGUGAAAGUGGGAAACUCGUUCUGUUUCUA
Molecule: messenger RNA, 1926 nt
Organism: Alnus glutinosa
Lineage: Eukaryota; Viridiplantae; Streptophyta; Magnoliopsida; Fagales; Betulaceae
Product: cytochrome P450 714A1-like
Exons: 5
Coding region: 186-1763 (525 amino acids)
Molecular function (GO): oxidoreductase activity, acting on paired donors, with incorporation or reduction of molecular oxygen; iron ion binding; heme binding
Source: RefSeq, a predicted model, not a curated record